Messenger RNA from Erpetoichthys calabaricus (reedfish), 3065 nucleotides. Its product is annotated as PC4 and SFRS1-interacting protein-like. Gene Ontology annotation, cellular component: nucleus. Gene Ontology annotation, biological process: regulation of transcription by RNA polymerase II. The transcript is spliced from 16 exons. The record is from RefSeq and is a predicted model, not a curated record. Bases 111 to 1742 code for a protein of 543 amino acids. Gene Ontology annotation, molecular function: transcription coregulator activity; double-stranded DNA binding. NCBI's taxonomy places the organism in Eukaryota, Metazoa, Chordata, Cladistia, Polypteriformes, Polypteridae.
CCAAAGUGGUACGGUCUUGUGCAUAGCUGCGCGGGAGUGCGCUGUCGAGCUUCUAGACUGAGUCUCUGCAAAUAAUUGGGUUGUGUUGGUCAUCACUUCUAAGCAAAGUCAUGAGUGAAAUAACACUAGAUUUUAAACCGGGGGAUCUGAUCUUCGCCAAAAUGAAAGGUUACCCACAUUGGCCGGCUAGGGUUGAUGAAGUUCCAGAUGGUGCAGUUAAACCUGCAAAUGCCAAACUUCCAAUUUUUUUCUUUGGCACUCAUGAAACUGCAUUUUUGGGUCCAAAAGACAUUUUUCCUUAUUCUGAAAAUAAAGACAAAUAUGGCAAACCCAAUAAGAGGAAAGGCUUCAAUGAAGGCCUAUGGGAGAUUGAAAAUAAUCCUAAAGUUGAGCUUUCUGAUCCCAAGUUGCAUCCUGCAGAGAGUGGAGAAAACAAUGAACCAAUAUCAGACAGUGGCCUAGAACUGCAAGAAGAACCAGACUCUGAAAUAAAACCACCAGAAAAGAAAAGAAGAAAAUCCAUAAAUGUCAAAGACCCUGUAAAGAAGGAUAUUCCAGAGACUCCUCCAGUAAAAGGCAAAAGGGGGAGAAAGAAAAAGAGUGAACUACUGGCACUGGCUCAAGCACAGGCCCAAGCCCAAGCAGAGGCACAAGCACAAACCCAGGACCAGGCAGGAAAAGAGGAGGUACCUGUCAGCCCAACUUUAAGUCCCCCAGUUCCACCAGUUCCCGAGGUGGUUACACCAAAAAAACGUGGUAGAAAACCCAAAGCUGCAAAAUUACUGGCUUCACCCACCCCUGAAAGUGAGAUUGUCGCAGCAGAGUUAAAUAAGAAGAAACAACUUGCAGAGAAGCCUUCUAAACUACUGAAAAAAACUGAACCAAAGAAGGUUGGGAGGAAGAGAAAGGAAAAAGAGGAACCUGGAACAGGUGAAAAGGAAGGGAUAAAGGAGCCAGAGGUUAAACGAAGAAAAAAUGCCAAAGUAGAGCCUUCACCUGAUGUGCAGAGUGAAACUGAAGAGAAACGAAAGUAUGAAUGGUUUAUGACCAGUACAAAGCGUAAUGUCUUGAAAACUCAACAUGAAACUGUGGAGAUGGAAAAAGAUGAUAGAAGGCGGAAACAAGAUGACCAAAAGCCAACAGAGCCGAGUAAAGAUGAAGGAAAAAAGCUUGACGAGAAGAAAGUGGAAAAGAAGAAAGAUCUAUCUACAGAAUCAAGACUUCAGAGGCUACAUGGAGAAAUUAAAAUCUCUUUGAAAAUUGAUAAUCCAGAUGUAAAGAAAUGUAUUGAAGCUCUCGAUGAACUUGGAACUCUGCAGGUUACAACACAGCACCUACAAAAGCAUAGUGAGCUGAUUGCCACACUGAAAAAGAUCCGCAGAUUUAAAGCAAGUCAGGACAUCAUGGAUAAAGCUACUAUGCUUUACAACAAAUUUAAGACGAUGUUUUUGGUUGGAGAGGGGGAUUCUGUUAUCUCUCAAGUUCUUAACAAAUCGCUCGCUGAGCAGCGGCAACAUGAAGAGGCGAAGAAAGGGGCAGUCAAAAAAGUGGAUCAGGCUAAAGAUCAGAGGACAGAUUCUAAGACAGUAAAUGGAGAUACAACUGGGGAAACGGGUCCUACACAGCAGGACCAAGAUAAAGAGACAUCCGGUGACAAGAAGGAGGAGAGUGCUGGGAAGAUGCAGACUGAAGAGUCCUCUGAAAAGCAGCAAAAAGGCACCGAAGCUGCAUCAAUAAAUUAAAAAUGAACAGUGUUAGGAUCUUCAAACAGAUGCCCUUAUGGGAGUUCAUUGCUUCAUCAAAGAAGUGAAUGACACCAGUGUGGUUUUUGUUUUUUUGUUUUUUUUUUCGUUUUUAUUUUAUUUUUUUUAUAUUGGACCUAUUUUGAAAACAUUUCACAUUGAGUGGUAAUACGUGCCCAUAUUUGAUAGAAAGCCAAAAAUAUGUAAAUCAAGGUUUUAAACCAUGUCUAUUUUAUAUUAAAAUGUGUUUUAAAACUGGCUGUUUUUUUUUUUUUUUUUUUUUUUUAAUGAAGUGUUCAGUUUUCUUAUAAAUUCUGACAUGUGCUGUUGGUCUCUGGAUUCUUAAUGCUUUUACUUAAGAGUCUCAGUUGUCAUGGAUCUUGAAACGAGCUACCAUUUCAGCUUCCACUUGCUUGGUUUUAAGCUUCACAUGUCAGAGGUGAACUGCAAGUGCUAAAGCUCCUUAAGAAAAAUUAAUAAACCUCAUAAUUCUGUUUUGUAGGUGUAAUACUGUUAGAAAACUGAACUUUUUUUAUUUUUUAUUAAUGUUGUCUCUUUGUUUAAAGUGAUUUAAAAUGUUUUCAUGUUCUGCAGUUUAGUUUUAAGCUUCUAUGUUUUGUUGUUACCUUUGCUAUGCAGGGUCUUGUAUUUUUGGCUGCAGUUGAGACUAAACCCGGGAUAAGACCUUAAAGAAGGCUGAUGGUUCUCAUGGGAGGUUUCUGGCAUCCCCUACUUUUACAAAUUUGAGAAAGCUAUGCUGUACAUGUGAAUGAAAAAGGUGGAAAUGAAUAACCGUCGCUCUGCCAUCCUGUACCGGGUACUGCAUCUGUAUAGCCAAGUUUUGUUGAAUGAUCUGUGAUGUAACUUACCAUAUUAAGCUUCAUGCCAGAGUGCUAAUGUUUGUAAUGAGGUACAUCUGUGGUUUAUUUUUGUAUUUUUAAAGAACAAAUUUAACAGGAACGGUUUUGUCUAUUUGUGUGUUUGUGUUUUCUCUUAGUAUAGAUGUACAUAUUUCUUAGAACUACUGCUCUUAAUAUACAGUACAAGAAGCCUUUUAUAUAAUUUGAGUAAAGUCAAAGGGACAGUGCCAACGAUUUCCUUUGAAAGCAUGUUUCGGUACCCCUGCCAAUUCCCGCAGGUUAUUUUCUUUUUCCCCUCUCUAGUUUUCCAUAAAGUUGGUUCACAUUUUGUUGUUUUGGCAGGGCUUGAAAAAUUAGCAGACAAGUCUGUGUAAAUAAUACCUGAUCUGCUUUGGGGUAUUUUAUGCCUGUCUUAAUCUGCUAUGUUUUUUUUGCUUCUAGUAAUAAAACCGUGAUUACAUAA